AUGCAACAACUACAACAACAACAACAGCAACAACAGCAACAACAACAGCAACAGACAUAUAAACAAUAUCUUGCAGUUGGAGACAGCCCACUUGAUCAAUCAUUUGGAAGUGAUACACCAUUGAUCGACACACCGCCUGGAGGUGCCAGUCCCAUUAUAGACUACAAGGAGAUGGUUAGACAACAGGCCUUUGAACUGAUAAAGUCUUCAGAGGGCAUGCCCGAGUACUCCUACAUCGUUCGACCCAUAAUGAGUGUCUUGACACCUCCCACAUGCAUGUCCUCGCCAACAUCAUCAGCGACCACUCCCCUUCAACAGAUGCCCUCUGCAUCAAUGCUCGACUUUACAAACUAUUUCAACAGUGAUCAAUUGGCAAACUGCGGUGUUGGAGUUGGCGUUGGCGGUGGCGGUGGUAGUGGCGGUGGCAGUGGCACGAGCCCUGCUGCUGCUCCUCCCAGCACCAAUACAACUAUCUCUGUCACAUCAAGUAAUGGUGGCGUCAUCACAAAGACUGAUCAACCAUCAACACAGGAUGCCAACACAGCCAGCAGCAGCAACAAUAGUAGUGGCAGUGGCAGUGGCACAUCGACCACCAAUCAGCAGCAGCAACAACAACAACAACAACUGUCAUCACCAGCAUUGCAGGGCACUAACAAUCAACAGAUGCCUUGUGCGGACAUACCUUAUCAAUCUCCAAACUUGACGGCACUCAAUCCUCCGCCAAUACUCACAAAUGCAUUGGCCAAGUCUACAGGAUCGUUGGUCUCCAGCACCAAUGGCACCAAUAUAGAUGACCCGGCGGCAGCAGCAGCGGCAGCAGCAGGUGGCACGCCUGUCAAGAAGAAGCGUGGAAGACCACCCAAGAACAAGGACCUACAUCAACAACAGCAGCAGCUGGCGGCAGCGGCGGCGGCCGCACAAGCUGUCGAUGCCCUGGACGACAAACAAAAGACCAAACGAGCUAUCUAUCUCUGUAACAAAUGCAAACUGCCAAAGAAAGGACAUGUUUGUCCAAGAGGCGAAGAUGGUGAUGAUGAUGGAGGCAAUGAAGUUGGAGAGGAUGGAAAGCGCAAGACAAAGAAGGAGAGGCUCGAGUUGAGGGACAGUGCCAAUGGAAAACUGGGAAACAGCACCAACUCAGUGCCACAGACCAUUGGAGAGAGCAAUUGGAGUCCAAUCACAUUCGAGUCAAUCACUGGUGGUCUUUUAGCCAGUCAGAACAGUAUCUUUAGCAAGGGCCUGUCACAAUCAUUGAGUAGCAGUACUAGUGGCGGUGGCAACAUCAACAACAACAACAAUAAUAAUGGAAUCAACAACAACAUUAAUAGUAGCGGAAACAUUCAAUCAUCAAUAACCAAUAUCAAUCCAUUUGUACAGACACAACAACAACAACAGCAACCACAACAACAACUCCUUCACCAGCAGACACAGUCACAAUUACAAUCACUGCAGCAACAACAACUCCAACAACUCCAACAACAACAGACAAUUAACAACUUCAACUCCAACUCCAACAAUGACCAGACCUCGCCAAACAUGACACCAACAUUCUCAAGCGAAGGUCUCUACACUGGCCUGCAACAACAACAACCACAACAACAAUCACAACAACAACAACAACAACAACAGCCAAUGAUCGAUUUCAGCCUUCUGGCAGCGCAACAACAACAAAUAUUACAACAACAACAGGCAUUACUUCAACAACAACAACAACAACUUUACUCUCAACAACAUACAUUCCAACAGGCACCCGUACAAUUGACAGCAUCGGCACUGCUGUCCAGCAUUAACGAUGCUGGCCUGCACCAUCAGAUGCUCUCAACGCAGCCAGCAUUCUCAGCGACCACCAUAGCCAGUCUCGGAUCACCAUUUAACAACAUCAUCAACAAUGAUGAUGAGUUUGAUGACAUAUAA
Messenger RNA from Acytostelium subglobosum LB1, 1914 nucleotides. RefSeq lists its product as hypothetical. NCBI's taxonomy places the organism in Eukaryota, Evosea, Eumycetozoa, Acytosteliales, Acytosteliaceae. The record is from RefSeq and is a predicted model, not a curated record. The coding region runs from base 1 to 1914 and encodes 637 amino acids. The transcript is spliced from 2 exons.